UCAAUAGAAGCGCAAGCGCAAGGCCUAUAAGCGUUGCUAUGCCUCCGAAGUCUUUCUCUUUCUCUGUCAACAGCGAUCAUGGCGGCGACUUCGGCCUUGAUGAAGUUGGACCUUUGCGGGUUCAGCGGAUACAAGAUCUACCCCGGUAAAGGCAAGCGAUAUGCCCGUGUGGACGGAAAGGUCUUCAACUUCCUCAAUCAGAAGUCUGAGCACUCCUUCUUGAUGCGAAGGAACCCCCGUAAGAUAUGCUGGACUGUGCUUUACCGUCGCAAGCACAAGAAGGGAACCAUGGAGGAGGUCGCCAAGAAGCGCACCAAGCGCACGCAGAAGUUCCAGAGAGCCAUCCAGGGUGCAACCUUGGAGUCUAUUAUGGCCAAGAGGAACCAAAAGCCUGAGGUUCGCAAGGCUCAAAGAGAACAGCUCAUCAGGCAGGCCAAGGAAAAGAACAAGUCUAACCAGCAGAAGAAGGCUGCCACCAAGCCCGCACAGGCUGCACGUACCCAAACGGGCAAGAAGGCCGCCAAGGUUGUCAAGACCGCCGCACCCCGUGUUGGUGGCAAGCGAUAAGCCAUCGUCUAUGUUGUCAGGGAGAAUAUACUUUGAAAAGACA
Molecule: messenger RNA, 610 nt
Organism: Sycon ciliatum
Lineage: Eukaryota; Metazoa; Porifera; Calcarea; Leucosolenida; Sycettidae
Product: large ribosomal subunit protein eL24-like
Exons: 5
Coding region: 79-567 (162 amino acids)
Biological process (GO): cytoplasmic translation
Cellular component (GO): cytosolic large ribosomal subunit
Molecular function (GO): mRNA binding; structural constituent of ribosome
Source: RefSeq, a predicted model, not a curated record